CAUAGCCGAGGCGUUGGUCAGUAAAGGUUUUGCCACGGUCAUCCGCUACAGACAGGAUGAUGACCAGCGCUCAUCCCACUACGACGAGCUACUGGCUGCAGAGGCACGGGCAAUCAAGAACGGGAAAGGGCUGCAUAGCAAGAAGGAGGUCCCCAUCCACAGAGUGGCUGAUAUCUCUGGGGAAACACAGAAGGCCAAGCAGUUCCUGCCUUUCCUCCAGAGAGCAGGCCAGCUCAGAGGCGGUGGUAGAAUACGUGUUCAGUGGCUCCCGCCUCAAACUCUACAUGCCCAAAGAGACCUGCCUCAUCACCUUCCUCCUCGCCG
Molecule: messenger RNA, 324 nt
Organism: Oncorhynchus masou masou (cherry salmon)
Lineage: Eukaryota; Metazoa; Chordata; Actinopteri; Salmoniformes; Salmonidae
Product: staphylococcal nuclease domain-containing protein 1-like
Exons: 3
Source: RefSeq, a predicted model, not a curated record